GCAAUAGAAGCAGAUAAGCCGAAAAUAGAUUACACAGUAACACAAGUUCCGCAACAAAGAGAAGAGCUUCCUUCAUGAUUCCUUAGAAAGGUAGCCAUGGAAAUCCUCUCUCCCUCAUUCUCCACCACCAUAACUUCCUUAUCCAACAAACUUCCAAUUCAAAAUUCUACUCCAACUAUCAAUGUCCUCAAUCCCACGAAAAACAUGAACCGCACUAAUCUCUCUUUGUCCUCCUCUCAAUCUUCUCCCUUUUCUUGUGUGUUUUUAUCAUCCAGGAUAAAACCAACAGUUACUACAUCAACAACUACACUUUUCACUUCCCCUUCUAUGUCUUCCACUAAAACUGACGACCGCCAUUGGAUGGUGCUCAUGGAGAGUCCUCAACAAGGGGUUAAUUCCAAGCCAGAAAUCAUUGAUUACUAUGUCAAGACUCUAGAGAGAGUUUUGGGCAGUGAAAAAGAUGCUCAAAUGUGCAUAUAUGAUGCUUCUUGUGAUACCCACUAUGGUUUUUGCUGCGAUAUCGAUAAAGAAGCCUCCCGUGAGCUUGCCAGUUUGCCUGGGGUUUUAUCAGUUAUGCCUGACCCAGAUUAUAAUUCUAGAGAAAAAGAUUAUGCUUCAAAUAUUCAAUCGAGUAACCUAUCGAACCUACAAAUCAGAAGUACAUUGCUUUUUCCUGCUGGGACUACGAGACACUGGCUGGUUAGAAUUGAUAAGCCAGGCGUUGGGGUUGUUACAAAGGCUCAAAUGGUUGAUUAUUAUGCUGAAAUACUAACCAAGGUUCUGGGGAAUGAGAAGGAUGCUCAAAUGUGUAUAUAUCACAUUUCUUGGCGAUCUAAUUUUGGGUUUUGUUGUGAACUUGAUGAGGAAUGUGCUCAAGAACUAGCAGGUGUGCCUGGGGUUUUAUCUGUUCAGCCAGAUAAGAAUUAUGAUUCAGAAAAUAAGGAUUACGGAGGUGAUAAUAUUGAAAAUCCUGUAGAUAGAUCUGCUUCAUCAGAAGCAAGUCAAACAACUCCUGUGAAAACAAAGAAACUUUUUGUAACUGGCCUGUCGUUUUAUACUUCUGAAAAGACUUUACGAGCAGCAUUCGAGAGCUUUGGUGAGCUUGUUGAAGUUAAGAUAAUAAUGGACAAGAUCUCUAAAAGGUCGAAGGGUUAUGCAUUUGUAGAGUACACCACCGAGGAGGCUGCAAGUGCGGCACUCAAAGAGAUGAAUGGCAAGAUUAUUAAUGGUUGGAUGAUAGUUGUUGAUGUUGCCAAGGCCAACCCUCCAAAAUACAGCAGGGGUCGUCCAAGAAUGGCAGCCUGAGAGUUAAAGAUGAGAGGGUGGAUUAUUUUUCAAACAAGCUACCCAAAUCUCAUAUUCUGAAAUUGCUAAUUCAUACAAAUGUACUCGUUAUCUCUACCAGCUUCUUACUGUAGAAGCAGCAUAAUUGAAAUUGUUAAAUUGACACAUGACUACUUUCCAUUGAUUAUGCUAUAUUACCCUUUUUUAUAAA
Messenger RNA from Hevea brasiliensis (rubber tree), 1495 nucleotides. RefSeq names its product organelle RRM domain-containing protein 1, chloroplastic. Gene Ontology annotation, molecular function: RNA binding. The record is from RefSeq and is a predicted model, not a curated record. Bases 97 to 1305 code for a protein of 402 amino acids. The transcript has 9 exons. Gene Ontology annotation, biological process: mitochondrial mRNA modification; cytidine to uridine editing. Gene Ontology annotation, cellular component: mitochondrion. Lineage: Eukaryota; Viridiplantae; Streptophyta; Magnoliopsida; Malpighiales; Euphorbiaceae.